Strongylocentrotus purpuratus (purple sea urchin) is the source of this 580-nucleotide messenger RNA. RefSeq lists its product as uncharacterized. Lineage: Eukaryota; Metazoa; Echinodermata; Echinoidea; Camarodonta; Strongylocentrotidae. The record is from RefSeq and is a predicted model, not a curated record. Bases 99 to 566 code for a protein of 155 amino acids. The transcript is spliced from 4 exons.
AAGUUCAAAGAGUUUAAAUAUUGUUUUAUGUUCUGCAUAUUUUGUUUUACAUCUUGGCCUGAUUCCCAAAUUACGAUGUCGUCUGCAUACAUUUUGCUAUGUAUAUCUGGUCUCAAAGAACAACAUUCAUCAUGUCAAUGUCAAGGCCACCCAGGAAUCAAGACGCCAGCUUUAGACGACUCGUCCAGAACGAAGAAGACCUCGAGGCGGUAGUCUAUCAAGUAUCGGAAGGUCAAUUCCAACCACGGGUCAUCUCAAAGCGCACAGACCUAUCGAAGAGGUCUUAUGCCAAUCUAAGUAAGAUGCAGGUUCAUUUCAACGAACAGUUUGCUCCGGAAAUUGAAGAGCUGCGAGAGGAGCGUCGUGUUUUAGGCUCAAAACUGUUCUUUUCCGGAGUCAUUAAACAGACCUUUGCUGAAGGAUGUUCGUGGAAUGGAAUAGGCUUCAUACUGUUGGUGGUGUUGCCCAUCAUGGUGACCGAAGGAUUUGCAGAGUGGACUUCUGUUGUAAAACAAAUUUGGAAAAAGAUCCGUAGCUUUGUUUGUGGAAAUAAAGGAGAUCGCUAGAUGAACUAAGUAAG